Messenger RNA from Eleginops maclovinus (Patagonian blennie), 2193 nucleotides. RefSeq names its product glycerol-3-phosphate dehydrogenase [NAD(+)], cytoplasmic. Gene Ontology annotation, molecular function: glycerol-3-phosphate dehydrogenase [NAD(P)+] activity; NAD binding; protein homodimerization activity. Gene Ontology annotation, cellular component: cytosol; glycerol-3-phosphate dehydrogenase (FAD) complex. Gene Ontology annotation, biological process: glycerol-3-phosphate catabolic process; carbohydrate metabolic process. The record is from RefSeq and is a predicted model, not a curated record. The transcript has 8 exons. Lineage: Eukaryota; Metazoa; Chordata; Actinopteri; Perciformes; Eleginopidae. The coding region runs from base 35 to 1243 and encodes 402 amino acids.
UUUACUUUGAGCCCACUAACCUGCAGGACUGUGGAUGAUCGACCGGACUUGGCCCUGGUUUAAAAGGGCGGUGCAGAGUCUCCCCCCCAGCAGGCCAAUAAGAUGCUGCUCGGCGUGUUGCAUAACCACACUGCAGGUCCACAGUCUGUGUCGACUCAACCCCCAUUCAUCGCUUUACCUCUUCACAAUGGCAGCUCCGAAGAAAGUCUGCAUCAUUGGCUCUGGAAACUGGGGUUCUGCCAUUGCCAAGAUAGUGGGUGCCAAUGCUGCUCAGAAUUCAAAUUUCGACGCCACAGUGAAAAUGUGGGUGUUUGAGGAGACGGUGAAUGGGCGCAAACUGACUGAAAUAAUCAACACUGACCAUGAAAAUGUGAAGUACCUUCCUGGUCACAAGCUGCCAGCAAAUGUGCUGGCCGUCCCGGACCUGGUAGAGGCGUCCACUGAUGCAGACAUUUUGGUGUUUGUGAUCCCGCACCAGUUUGUCGCGAAAGUGUGUGACUCCAUAAAGGGCAAGAUAAAAACCGAUGCUCUGGGCAUGUCGCUUAUCAAGGGUGUAGACGAGGGGCCUGAUGGACUUAAACUCAUCUCUGAUGUGAUCCAGGAGAAGCUGGGUAUCAACAUGAGCGUGCUGAUGGGUGCCAACAUUGCUAAUGAGGUGGCUGAUGAGAAGUUCUGUGAGACCACCAUCGGAUGUAAGAAUAAAAACCACGGGGCCCUCCUGAAGGAGCUCAUGCAGACCAGCAACUUCAGAGUCACUGUGGUGGAGGAGUCUGACGUGGUGGAGAUAUGCGGAGCCCUGAAGAACAUCGUUGCGGUCGGAGCCGGGUUCUGUGACGGUCUGGGCUUUGGAGACAACACGAAGGCAGCAGUGAUCCGGUUGGGUCUGAUGGAGAUGAUCGCCUUCGCCCGUAUCUUCUGCACCGCCGGCCCCGUAUCCUCCGCCACCUUCCUGGAGAGCUGCGGCGUGGCCGACCUCAUCACGACCUGCUACGGAGGACGCAACCGCAAAGUGGCUGAGGCUUUUGUGAGGACUGGGAAGUCCGUCGAGGAGCUGGAGAAAGAGAUGCUGAACGGUCAGAAGCUGCAGGGACCGGCGACGGCAGCCGAGGUUUACCUCAUCCUCAAGCACAAAGACCUCAUUGACAAGUUCCCCCUGUUCAAUGCCGUGUAUCAGAUCUGCUAUCAGGGCCACCCCGUCACAGAGUUCAUAAGCUGUUUGCAGAACCACCCCGAGCACAUGUAGAAAGCAACAAACUGACCAAGUGCCUUCUAAACGGAGAACAUUACCAUUUGUUAUCUGGUGACCCGUCACUCCACAGCUGUCAUGCAACCAAUCGGCUCCGGCCAGUGAGUGCAAACCACUGUGUUUUCAGAGGUUGCGUAACAUUUGUGUACUUUAGUUUAACCAUUCUGUCCUUAACACUCAGUUUUCAUGAAGUGCUUUCUUUCCUUCCCUGACUUUUAUGUGAAACUUGAAGGAUCAUUGUUUUAUUCCCUCACGUUGACGUCAGAUAGCUCUUUUUUCCUGAGGUUGUUUAUCUUUCUUCCGCCGAGCCAGAAAUCAGAAUGCAUGGAGUCACUCUCCUAGACAGCAGCCGAAUUUAAAACAGUAAUUAAGAACAUGCAGACAUUACUGGAUAUCAAAAUGAUCAUAAUUCAAUGACUCCUGUUUAGGGAACCAUCCACUGCCAUACAGUUAUAAACAUUUUGGUACAAUGUUUAUAAGGCACGACAUCAUGCAUUCAGAUUUUGGCAAGGCUGACACUCGGGGAAAAGAGCUACUGACCGCCUUCUGCAGAGGGAUAUGUUUAUGUGAUUUUGCUGAUCUGUGAAUGCCUGUCAAUCAUCUCAAGUUAUCUAAUUCUAGAUGGAAUUCCUCGCUGUUACGUCUUUGUUUGCUCUAACGUGUCUUACGUAAAUCACUAUGAUGUCUCCUGUCUUGUACUGUACAUACUGUCGAUCGCACAGCAACUGUUUUUAACAUAAAAGUGCCUUAGAAUGCAAGGUUGCUAAGUCUAGGCCAUUGUUGUCUUUUUUUUUUGUCAAACCAAAGACUUAACUACUUAACGUCCAUCCAGGAUUCCGUUUGUUAUUGUAACCUGCCUGUAACCCGGUUUUCGAUCAGUUACAGCUACUGUGUGUUGCAAAAUGGCAACAUUUGUCUGUGAAUAAACUAAUUGUGUUGUCAAAUCA